Molecule: messenger RNA, 489 nt
Organism: Ogataea angusta
Lineage: Eukaryota; Fungi; Ascomycota; Pichiomycetes; Pichiales; Pichiaceae
Exons: 1
Coding region: 1-489 (162 amino acids)
Molecular function (GO): protein binding
Source: RefSeq, a predicted model, not a curated record
AUGGCUAGAAGAGACACCUCCGAGCCCGAACAGGUUUCGUCAUCGCGGUCGUCCACUAAACACCGGAACCAGGUGCUCGCACAACAGCAGAAGGAGUUUCUGGCCAAGUACAUCCACUCAAAUGGUCCGCAGGACUUUCCAGUCAGGGACCCCCUAGAUUUCUCCAAUUGGACAGAGGAACAGCUACGCAAAUACAGAGAAUUAUAUCUAAAUCCUUCACAGAUCAUCACCCCUGAUGUGAAGACGCUCCAGGGCUACAUGCUGGAAGGCUCAGAGCUUGGAGAGUCGUCUGAGUCGUACGCAAAAAACGAGCUCAGCAGUGGCACCAACAUGUACGAAUACCGCAACAGAGACGACCUCCGACACGCUGUCGAGGACCAUUUCAACAACCAGCUCACCGUGAAGGAGAGCGACGUGAUAAUGGGUUUCAUCUACAGGGUCAAGAACGAGGACAAGAAGUUCAAAAUGUAUUUCGACAGACGAAACUAG